Messenger RNA from Chenopodium quinoa (quinoa), 2124 nucleotides. Its product is annotated as translation initiation factor eIF-2B subunit gamma-like. NCBI's taxonomy places the organism in Eukaryota, Viridiplantae, Streptophyta, Magnoliopsida, Caryophyllales, Amaranthaceae. Gene Ontology annotation, biological process: cytoplasmic translational initiation; biosynthetic process. The record is from RefSeq and is a predicted model, not a curated record. Gene Ontology annotation, cellular component: eukaryotic translation initiation factor 2B complex; guanyl-nucleotide exchange factor complex. Gene Ontology annotation, molecular function: translation initiation factor activity; guanyl-nucleotide exchange factor activity. The coding region runs from base 398 to 1792 and encodes 464 amino acids. The transcript has 13 exons.
GUUCUAACUUCUAAUAAAUUGAAAUUAUGUAGAUAGUUUUAUUUGUUUUUUUUUCUUGAAAUUAAUAGUCUCUUUUAAUGCAAUUUUUGACAAUUUAUCUCAAAUUACCCUUAAUAAAAGUAGCAAAGCCGAACCAAUUUUAGAUUACUAAAGAUCAAUAACCUUAUUUAACUCGACAAAUUCUCUAAUCAAACCUUACAAUUACAAAUCAAACUCGCACAACCUGAACACCAAACCUUCGGGGUGGGAUCGUGAAUUCAUUAAUCAACAUUCGCAUCAUCAUCUUCGAUAAAAAUCGAAACUUUCAAUUGAAAAAUCGAAAAACCCUUGUUCAUCUCUCUCAUAAAUUCUCCUCCAUUUUUGAAGAAACCUCAGAACAACAACAAUAACAACAACCAUGGAUUUCCAGGUGGUUGUGCUAGCUGGUGGCACUUCCAAAAACCUUGCCCCUCUUGUUUCCAAGGAGGUACCCAAAGCAUUGCUCCCAGUUGGGAAUCGCCCAGUAGUUUCUUAUGUAUUGGACCUUUUGGAACAAAGCAAUCUCAAGGAUAUUAUUGUGGUGGUUGGAGGUGCAGAUGCUGCUGUUAAAGUUGGUGGAUGGAUUUCGAGUGCGUAUGUUGAUCGUCUUCGUGUCGAGGUUGUUGCAGUUCCAGAGGAUAAAGGAACUGCUGGAGCUCUUCGUGCUAUUUCACGUUACUUGACUGCCAGCGACAUUUUGGUGGUAAGUGGGGACCUUGUUUGUGAUGUUCCUCCGGGGGCUGUGGCAGCUGCUCAUAGACGACAUGAUGCAGUUGUGACUGCAAUGCUUUGCUCCACCCCUAUUAGUGGAUCUACAGAAUCUGUAUCGUCCAGCGGAAAGGAUAAAGCAAAGAAACCAGCACGUCGUAAUAUUAUAGGGUUGGAUGUCACAAAACAAUUUUUACUGCACAUAGCUGCAGGCACUGAGGUUAAUAAAGAUAUGAGAGUUCAGAAGAGCAUACUACGUGCAGCUGGACAGAUGGAGAUCCGAACUGAUCUUAUGGACGCCCAUUUAUAUGCUUUCAAGAGAUCUGUUCUUCAAGAAGUUCUUGAUAAGGAUCUUGACCAGAAAGAGAAAUUUAGAAGCCUAAAGCAGGAUGUGCUGCCCUAUCUUGUCCGGACACAACUGAGAUCAGAUGUUUUGGCAAAUGUGACUCUACAAGCAGAAGAAAAUGGGAAUGGGAUGCUUCCAUCACAUAAAAACCAAGUUAUGCUGUCCCAACUUUUGGCUAAUGCUUCUACCCCGAGUUUCCAUGAACUGUUUGCUUUGGGCCCUAAUGGUUUUGCUCGCACAGCUAGAAAAACCCACAAAUGCUGUGUUUACAUUGCCAGCAAUGACAAGUAUUGUGCACGCUUGAAUUCCAUUCAAGCUUACAGUGACAUCAACCGCGAUGUCAUUGGAGAGGCUAGCCAUCUAUCAGGGUAUACAUUUUCUCCUCAGCACAAUAGCAUUCAUCCUUCUGCUGAGAUUGGAUCAAAGACUACAGUAGGACCAUAUUGUAUAAUUGGUGAAGGUUCACAAAUGGGUGAUAAAUGUAGUGUAAAGCGAUCCGUCAUUGGUCGUCAUUGUCGGAUAGGUUCAAACGUAAAGAUUGUGAAUUCAGUGGUUUUGAACCAUAUUACUAUCAGUGAUGGCUGUUCGAUCCAAAGCUCUGUUAUCUGCAGUAAUGUACAACUUCAAGAGCGUGCAAUUUUGAAAGACUGCCAAGUUGGAGCAGGUUAUGUGGUCACUGCAGGCAGCGAAAUCAAAGGGGAAUCCCUGGCAAAGAAAUAGAUAAAUGUCUCUGCCCGAGUUUUGUUUUGUUUACUUGUCUUAGAAAAUUAAGACACUAGGCUGUUGCAGAGGCAAAUGCGAGGGUGCUUGGUUAAAUUUGUUGUAUUAAUAGGAAACUGAAUACCAGCUAGUAUCAAUUUUGCUCCAUAAUCCACAAAUUGUGCUUAGGUUUUGCUUCUAUAUAUUAAAUCAUUCUUCUACCUAUGUCACAGAUAUCUGAUUUGUUUUAGGUUUUGUGACAUUUUUCGCAAUCUUUAAAUUAGCACAACCCCAUGUAAUUCUUGUCCAUUCUACUUGAAUGAGCAAAAAUUAGCUUGCAAUUUUACAACCUA